CAGGAAGGAGACGAAAGUUCCACCCAGGGGACAAGCGAACUCCUCAUCAUCGUCCCCUGCCAUCCCAUAAGAGGGAAACAGAAGAGAAAAACGUUCGGAAAAGGAAGCGGUCCGCCGUCGACCGAUCGCCGGAAUGGCGGAGCUUCCGGUACCGCCGCCGUCGGCUGGAACCCCGGGAAAGGAGCAGCAGGCUGCCGGAGUUGGAAUUCUGCUACAGAUCAUGAUGCUCGUGCUGUCGUUCGUCCUUGGCCACGUCCUCAGACGCCACAAGUUCUAUUAUUUUCCUGAAGCCAGCGCCUCUCUGCUGAUCGGUUUAACUGUUGGUGGCCUUGCCAAUAUAUCAAACACAGAAACAAAUAUCAGAACAUGGUUCAAUUUUCAUGAGGAGUUUUUCUUCUUGUUUUUGCUACCACCAAUUAUAUUUCAAUCAGGUUUCAGCUUACAACCUAAACCAUUUUUUUCAAAUUUUGGAGCCAUAGUCACAUUUGCAAUUCUAGGGACGUUUAUUGCUUCUAUUGUGACAGGAUUACUUGUUUAUCUUGGUGGACUAAUGUUUCUCAUGUAUAAACUACCGUUUGUUGAAAGCAUGAUGUUUGGAUCUCUUAUAUCAGCAACAGAUCCUGUGACCGUGUUAUCCAUAUUUCAGGAACUAGGAACAGAUGUGAAUCUUUAUGCGCUGGUGUUUGGUGAAUCUGUCCUGAAUGAUGCAAUGGCAAUUUCAUUGUACAGGACGAUGUCAUCUGUAAAUGGUCAUGCAACAUCCAGCAAAAGCAUCUUCUUUAUCAUUCUAAGAUUCCUUGAGACUUUUGUUGGUUCAUUGUCAUCCGGAGUGAGCGUGGGCUUUAUUUCUGCUUUGCUUUUUAAAUAUGCUGGUCUAGAUAUUGACAAUCUUCAGAAUUUAGAAUGCUGUCUGUUUGUCCUCUUCCCCUAUUUCUCGUACAUGCUUGCUGAAGGUCUUGGCCUUUCCGGCAUCGUCUCGAUACUGUUCACCGGAAUAGUUAUGAAACACUAUACUUUCUCGAACUUAUCAGAAAAUUCCCAAAGAUUUGUUGCUGCAUUUUUCCAUUUGAUAUCGUCAUUGGCGGAGACCUUCAUAUUUAUAUACAUGGGCUUUGAUAUUGCAAUGGAACAACAGAGCUGGUCGCACGUUGGAUUUAUCUUUUUCUCAAUUUUAUUCAUUGGUAUUGCAAGGGCUGCAAAUGUUUUCUCAUGUGCCUUUCUGGUCAACUUGAUCCGACCAGCAAACAGGCAGAUACCAACAAAACAUCAAAAAGCACUUUGGUAUAGUGGAUUGAGAGGUGCAAUGGCAUUUGCUCUCGCUCUGCAGUCUGUCCAUGAUCUUCCAGAAGGACAUGGACAGACAAUAUUUACUGCUACAACUGCAAUAGUUGUCCUAUCGGUCCUGCUAAUUGGAGGUUCGACAGGAACUAUGCUUGAAGCUUUGGAAGUUGUCGGUGAUGGUUAUAGCAGUCGGUUAGAUGAGAGCUUUGAUGAAGAAGAGAACAAUUACAUUGCUCCGACCUAUGAGGAAGAAGCAUCACCUGGGCAGAACUUGAAAAUGAGACUAAAAGAGUUCCACAAAAGUACUACAUCUUUCACUGCACUUGAUAGGAAUUACCUAACACCAUUCUUCACAGCUCAGAAUGGAGAUGGAAAUGAAGAGUCGUCGUCUUCGUCACACCGUGGAAGAGGCAGCAGCUUUGGCAGACGAGGUGACUUGUUAUGAGCAUUACAAAUCCACCGCAACUGAUGGUCUAUGCUGCGGGCCUGUGGGAAUGGAUCUUUAGACCUGCAGUCUGCAGAAUGUAUAUAAUUAUAUAAACAUCCAGCAACUACACAAGUUAACGGUGGUUUCAGCAUCAUCAAGCCGAAAAUUUGACGUUGCUUGUAUGCUGGAGGUAAGUAGGUGGGGUGUAAAUGUAAAAGGGAGUUGUUUUUGAAGCAUACAGAUUAUAGGCCAAGCGGCAGAGAAAAAGGGGGACAUGGUUGAGAUGAACUCAUUAAAAACCACAGUUUAUAGUUAAAUCACGACGGGACAUGUUUCUUAUUGGCAUUA
This is a messenger RNA of Nymphaea colorata (pocket water lily), 2056 nucleotides long. Its product is annotated as sodium/hydrogen exchanger 6-like. Gene Ontology annotation, biological process: regulation of pH; sodium ion transport; proton transmembrane transport. The record is from RefSeq and is a predicted model, not a curated record. The coding region runs from base 134 to 1726 and encodes 530 amino acids. Gene Ontology annotation, cellular component: membrane; endosome. NCBI's taxonomy places the organism in Eukaryota, Viridiplantae, Streptophyta, Magnoliopsida, Nymphaeales, Nymphaeaceae. The transcript is spliced from 22 exons. Gene Ontology annotation, molecular function: sodium:proton antiporter activity.